Messenger RNA from Bursaphelenchus xylophilus (pine wood nematode), 1657 nucleotides. Lineage: Eukaryota; Metazoa; Nematoda; Chromadorea; Rhabditida; Aphelenchoididae. The record is from the annotation of a GenBank genome assembly.
AUGCUUUUUAUGUGUGCCAUCACCGACUUCACUUUUUGGAUGAUGGAUAUGUUGGUUCAGAUUGUAAGCCGGUUGCUUUCAUAAUAAGGGCUUUCAGAAAGGGAAGGAGGCCAACGGAAUAGUCCUGAUAAAAUUGGAAGGCCCAGUUGGGUAUUUGGACCGGAAAUCGCAACUCUUGGGGACCACUGCGUACGUGGUGUCGGCCUGCUUGUCAAUGACUGUAUUGCCAGCACAAACCUAUUUUAGGUAUCACUCAAUUACGCGGUAAGUCUCUCCAAAAUGAGGUUGAUUUUUGACCUGUGUUUUUUCAGCUCGAUUUCCAUCAACGGUGUGAAAACAUCUGUACUAUUCUUCAUAUCCGUGUUGUUCUGCUUUCCGUUGGCAUGUCUUUGCUACACAAGUUACAACAUCUCUGCCGAGGCCUCUCCAGGUUUUAACUAUGGCACGUUAUGGUAUAGAGAGGUUCCAUUACCAACUUUGUUGAUUGGGAACACUGUGAGCUAAGAAUUCAAAUUCUUUAAAAAAAGUUAUCAUUUUAGGCUUCGAUGUACCAAAAGCUCUACUUUGCAAUGUGUGCCCUUCUCUUUAUCUUGUCGUAUACUGGCGUGGUAGUCCUUGGGUUUUGUACGGCAAGAGCGCUGAAGAGACGGGAGGGCCUGUAUACCGUCAGAACAAGGCGACUUCAAAAACAAAUGUCUUUGUUUCUGGUGUGCCAGGCAAGAGAUACUUUAACUUUUAAUUGACUCAAUCCCUUAGGCCGUUUCAUUGCUGUGCAUAUCAGUUGUACCAGGAAUUUUGGUCAUCGUCCCGUCAUUUUUUCACUUGGAUUCGGGCAUGACUUUGGGCGUGGGACUACUGUCGCUUAGUUGGAUUCCGGCUUGCAAUGCCGUAACCACAAUCUGUGUAAUUGUCCCAUUUCGGAGAGCCGUCUGGGGCAAGAUUGUAUCAACAAGGGCGCGAAUCUCGAACUUCUCAACAAUUAGAUGAAAUUUCUACACCGUUCCGAAAACAACACAUGCAAAUAAAUAUAAUAUUAAAGCCUUUAAAAAGCAAUAAAAAUAUCUUCUUAAGAGGUUAAUGUCCUUAACCAAUGUGGCAUUUUAUGGAGUCGUCUGAUUUUCCGGACAUUUGGGAUUUUCGUUUUCGAUUUUUUAGUCUCGGUAUUUUGUAAAGAUACAGCCAAAGUUGCGGUUCUAUCUGUAGGUUCAACACAUUCCUCACAGGAAAUUUGGAUAGUUUCAGCCGUAUAAUUACCAAUUUUGUAUCAAAAUAAUUGCCGACAAAAGUCUGAAAUUGAUAGGUUGCUCUGUUGCCUAAUGUAGCGGGUGGUGCUGACCCGCUGGUUCCAGUAGCGCAGAAUAUGCCGAUACUAUAGUAGGACCCAGACCAGCACCUUGACAAGCAACCACGAGUUCAAACACAUUUGGAGCCCGUCAACACUCUUGGAGCCAGUGGAACAUCAAGAACAACCCGCACGGAUACCCGCAAAUGGUCUCACCACGGAAACACUCAUUGGCAUUCUGCAGCAACUACGAUAGGAUCAACGAAGAAGGAGGAAUUGAUAUAUUGGACAACGGAUAGAUGGAGAUAUAGGACAGGAGGUCGGAGGUUGGAGACGGCCAGAAGGAGGACAGAAGAAGGACGCGCGAGGGCGUGA